AUGGAGACCCGGGGCUCGAAGCGCAAGAGUUCGGCGAUUUCUCCCGCAAAGCCGACAGAUUCUCCCAACUACCAAACCACCACACCGCUCAAGAGAGGACCACACAAGAAACUACGAUUCUCAGACUCUGUACUUCUUGAAGGCUCUACUGGACUGACUCCUGCUGUUGGCAAGGCCUCCUUGAAAACUCCCAAGCUUAGACGAGCAUCAACUCCGGCCGUCACAAGACACCAGGACCAUGAUGAAGUACAGUUCCAUCCAUACACAGACUGUCUUACUCCGAGAACGGUCAGGCAAGUUAGGCGGCACGGCCUCAGCGAAACCAUGAACCAGUACUAUGCAGACCUGAAGGCCAACAAGAAACUAGUGCAUCAAUUGGAACUCAAGAACAACGAAAUUCGGAAACUGAAGGCAGAGCUGGCCGAAGCACAGCACCGCAACGACCCUGCAGAGGAACUAUCUUCCAGCCAGAUCAGAAUCAACGAGAUGGAGGCUGAAAUAGAACAACUUCAACAGAGUUUCAGUAACGCUGGAGGCGAUGAUGACGCAUUCCCCAUUUUCGAAGAUGAAACUGCAGGAGACAACAACCUACACUCAGAUGCAUUUGAUCCUCUGAUGGAAUCGGAUCUUGAAACCGCGCGUCAAGCCAAACAGUCCCUCUUCACGUCAUUUCGAAGUGUCUCUAAUGAUACCCUUCAGUUUGAUGACUCGCCAAUCCGUCAAACAAUUCAAUCCCAACUGUCAAGUCCACCUAAGAACCAUCAACAUCUGUCAAAAGAGCUUGCAGCUGCAACCAACCGAGCCGAAGAUGCGGAACUGGCUCUCAAGGCGCUGGAUCUUGAGAUUAAGAGCCUGGGCUUCUCUCCUCGCGAUUAUGAUGACGAUCCUGCAGAUUGCGUGGCGACUAUUAAGCAACACUUCUUCGAUAUGCGCGUUGAGCUGGAGAGAAUUAUCCCCGGUGAAACAAUCGCUUCUUUCGAAAACGCUCGUCUCAUCCCUGAAGCUCUCGCGAAGCUCAAGCUGGUGGCUGACCGGGUUCGAGAACGUGAAGCUGAGCUCAAGUCUAUGCGAGACGAACGUCGCUGUCUCAAGGGCAACUUCGACCACGCCAUUAUUCGAGCACAAGAGGCCAGUAAUAGAAUCAAAGAGCUCGAAGAGACGAUUGACAAGAACGCUGAGGAGAUGCUCGAGAUUAGGAUGAGAUCUCAGGCUCUCGAGAGAGAAGCACGCGACCACGCGGCUAACAACCAGCGCCUUAUUGUCCAGAUUGAGAGCUACCGACUUGAGGUGAAGAAGAUGGAAGACCUUUUCGAAAAGACCGAAGCAGAGCAUGCAGCCACCCUCCAAGAGAUCCACGCCGCGACUACUCAACAUCUAUCAGAUAUGGAUGCCAAGGUCUCGGCAGAGACUCGAGGGCGUCGUGCAGCCGAAGAAUCUGCGGUGGAGCGACUAAGAAAGAUUAACGACCUAGAAUCGGCACUCACCUCCGCCCGACAGCAGGCUGACAUUGCGCAACAGCAUCUCUCACGGCUCGAACAGGACCUUGAGUCCUCCAGAUAUGCUCACACGAAUUCCAACAAGACUCACCAAGAAGAAAUCGGAGGACUGAACUCGCGUAUUUCGAAUCUGUCGACUGCACUAGCUUCUGCUGAUGCAGAGAUUGAAAAACUCAAGCAUCUCAACGUCAAGCUGGAGGAUCGGUACCAGGCCGAGAUACAACAUGCUUCUCGCGCCGUGGAUCAAAUGAGUACCGAGUUCACGCGUGCCGCGGCCAAGUUUGUCGAGCAGAGAAAGAGUUAUAUCCGGGGGGCAACAGUACGUAACGCCAACUGGCAAAUCGAGAGUGAUGAUCUUGUUUCUGAUCCAAUCCUGCCGAUGACUCCUGCGAGCGUGGUGCGGUUCUCAAGUCCAGAGUACGGACCAGUGUACGAUGGAGACGACCACAUUCCCGGCAGUGUCGAAAUUGGAAGAGGCAAAGCCAAGAAGAGCAGUAGACGGGGGAUCGUGCCGGGAUUGGGCAUCAUGAAGAAACCUCGACGACGAUAUGAUAGUGGAAUCGGCAUGGACUCCUUGAGCGAGGCUGACGACGAGGAUAUCUCGAACGAUCCCAUGACGCCCGAAAUGAGUUCCGAAUUGGAUGUUGAGAACGAGAAUGAGAACGUGAACGACAACCGAAUGAUGGUGACGGGUUGA
Messenger RNA from Exophiala spinifera, 2193 nucleotides. RefSeq lists its product as uncharacterized. The transcript has a single exon. The record is from RefSeq and is a predicted model, not a curated record. Bases 1 to 2193 code for a protein of 730 amino acids. NCBI's taxonomy places the organism in Eukaryota, Fungi, Ascomycota, Eurotiomycetes, Chaetothyriales, Herpotrichiellaceae.